UUUCCACAUCUCGGCCUAUCAGCGUUCGUUCGCUCGUGUUGGAUCUGCCCAGUGCCGCAUUAGGCUUUUUCCCAUGUUAUGGCUCGAUGUGCCAUUCAUUUUCAUUCAUUAGCUGACAUUCGGUGAUUUCUGAUCGACAGCUCACAUCGAGCCUUUGUGUUUUGGUUCUCUGUACUUUAUUGCUAUCCACAAUAAAGCCUUCUCACUAUCGUGAGCCUUUGUUCGCCUGCUGUCACAAAACUUUGGAGGCUCAAAAAAUUAGAGGUUACAAGGUUGGGAACGAACUAUUUCGGAUCUUUCGAGCGAAUUAAUGGAUGUCAAUUUUACUGUCUAUAAGUCAGACUCUGAUAGUGGACCAGUAUGCAACUGUUCGGAUUAUUUCUCGGAAGCAGAAGACCGUGCGGGAGUGCAACUGGGAAAUAUCAGUAAUUACCUUUCGCAGGAUUUUGCCAGUUAUUUCGCUAGAGACAGAAGUUAUUAUCAAUCCUGCGAAGCCCUCGGUCAGCCUCGGUUAUGGUGGAUAUUUCUCAUUAGCAGCAUACUAAGCUGGCUGACCUUGUAUUCUGUUCUGGGGGUGUGGAACACCGUCAAGUGGUGCCGAUCACGCAGUUCCAAGCAAGUGCUAAAAAAGAGGGCCUUCACCAUCAUUGAAGUGGAUCCGUCAUCAUUUUUUGACGACUCCAGCACUGCUGACGACGUCGUGAUGAUGUCUCGCAGGUGGACCUUUCAGUGGUAUCAUGUCAUGGAAAGGGAAGCCAAUCGCAUUAUAAACUGCCAGACACUAACGGGCAGAGUUGUUGCGAUCAUUGGAUUUUGUGUGGCGAUGGUUUCCUUUGGGAUUUAUUGUCAAGAUGUGGCCGAUACAGUUCCGGAUUUGGAAGUGUGCCGUGCAUGGACUUCGACUGUAGAAUGGCAAGUGGAUUUUGUGUGCAACUUGUUCUUCCUGGUGUACUUUGUUUUACGGUACUGCGCGUCCAGCCGGAAGUUUGUCUUUCUAGCCGAGGCUUAUUCCAUAGUGGACUACUUUACCAUUCCACCGUCUAUUACAGCGAUAAUACUAGAUCGCAAUUGGUCAGGGCUACGAUUUCUGCGGGUGCUGCAUAUACUCUCUAUUCCUGACGUCAUGCAGUAUGUGGGCAUCCUUAAGACCAGAACACAAGUCACAUUGACCUUUCUUAUCUGUCGUCUGGCAUGUAUAAUCCUGGUCGGAAGUGGUGUUUUUCAUCUGACAGAAAAUUUUAACGCUGUAUUGGAACACGGGCAUUCUUACUGGAAAUUUUUGUACUUCUCCGUCGUCACCAUCUCCACCGUGGGAUACGGCGACAUCGCCCCGGUCACUGCAAUGGGCCGUGCAUUUGACUGUAUAUACAUCCUCGGAACCAUUGCCCUGUUUGCAUCAUCGCUGCCGGAAGUGGGCAACAUGGUGCGAUCCAAACUGAAAUACGGCGGCGGUUUUAAGCCAGAAACGGGAUUAGAACACGUCGUUGUAUGUGGACAUAUCACUUUUAGCAUUGCCAACAGAUUCUUGGAAAGUUUUUUCAACAGUGCUUACGACACUAGUUAUUUGUGUGUUGUUUUUGUCAGUAACCAGGAUCCCGAUUUGGAAAUGGAAGCCCUACUUCGCAAUAAUUUCGCCCAGGUGGAAUACCUUCAAGGCGAUGUUCUAAACUCCCUGGAUCUCGCUCGGGCCGCCAUGCAACGGGCUCUGGCCUGCCUGAUCAUUGCCGACAAGAAGCCGGAGCAGACGGAAACGGAAGAUGCUACUAAUGUACUCCGCGUCAUUUCCAUAAAGAACUUUCAUGCGACGACACGAAUAAUAGCGCAAAUCUACCACAAACGUAAUCAUAUCCAUCUCACGAAUCUCUCUAGCUGGAACUCGUUGAGGGGUGACACCAUCGUCAGCUUGUUUGAGAUUAAAAUGGGAUUGUUAGCUAAGAGCUGUAUUGCCCCGGGAUUUUCGACAAUGGUAUCCAAUCUCAUGCGAGCCAAUCCGGAUAUCGCAAGUUUUCCUUACAAUUUUUUCGGGCACCACGACAAUCAGGAGUUGGACUCUAUCUUCUUGUAUCAUUGCACUGGAAAGAACCAACUACUGAUGCAGAAGUUGAGCGACUACUACACCGAUAUGUCAUUCAGUCAAGUCGCUCGGCACUGUUACGCGCACCUGGGGGUACUGUUAAUCGGCUUGUUCGAGAAGCCGACUUCCUGGGUGGCCGGGAUUGAGUUUGGAGAUAUAAUGAUCAAUCCAAGCGCCAUAUCGGUGACCACCAACCAUAUGGGCAUUUUCGUUGCAUAUUCUCAAGAUGAAGUCGACAAAGCUUGGUAUUACUGUGAUAAAUGUCACAUCAAUACGAAAAGUCCUAAUGGCAUCACACCGUGUCUGCAUAAUUCGGGGAAGCAGAAUCCGUACAUACUGCAGGAACGCAACCCCAUGCGGCGAUUCUGGCUGCAGUGCCGACGGUUUCAAUUUGGCGGCAAUGCAAAAGUCACCACUGAAACCCAUUCGACCCGAACUGUCUGGCAGGGCGAUGGAACGCAAAUUGCAGAAAAACGAGACUUUAUUCUUGAAGAUAUCGUCAUUCCGAUUCCGAGCGUCUCAGCGACUGCCGAAAUCUAUCCUGCCUUAUCAGCAGGUUCUCUGGCCAUUAAAUCACAGGAAUCUGGGUUUCUAAGUACACAGUCGGAGCUGAGUGCCAUUCGUAAGCAUCAUUGGGUGCCGUCACGCAGUUUCCAAGAAGCAAAAGCCGCAGCAGAUCCAAAAUCCAAGCUAGCCAUCCAAACCGGUUUCAGUGGCCAUAUUGUUAUCUGUGUUUUUGCUAAGCCGAACGCGUCCCCCUUGGACUUGUCCGAACUUGUGAUGCCGCUAAGAUCUGGGGAUAUUCCAUUUGAGCAUUUGAAAGAAAUUGUUCUGCUGGGAAAUACCGUGUACCUUGAAAAAGAAUGGAGCACGUUAAGCAACCUUCCUAAAAUAACUGUUGUGCGGGGCAAUCCUCUGGAGCGCACGGAUCUGGAAAUGGUGUCGAUUAACGAAUGUGACACAUGCGUCGUAAUUCAGUCUAAGAGUGGUCAUUCCAAAGACGAAAUUCUUGAUGACAGAGAAGUGAUCCUCUCUACACUGAACAUCAAAGCCAUGAAGUACGAAGAAGAACAGAAGCAGCGGGUGGAAAAGCCGAGCGUUCAGAACCUGCAGCCCAGUGAAGAAAUAAUGGCGGAAAUAAAAAAGCGACAAAAGCUUAUCACUAAUAUAGAGCAUGACGAGAACAUUAAAUUUUUGGAACGCGACCGCACCAAUGCACAGCGGGACAUUCCGUUAUACUUAUCCAGCUCUUUCGUAUCGGGAGCCGUUUUUCUGGAAAGUGUUCUUGAUUCCUUGUUAGUAACGAGUUAUUUUGAACCCUUGGCGUGCUCAUUAAUUCGGAGUAUGGUGCACGGUCGCGCUCAAAUGGGAAUAAUGAGCGAAAACACCGCCAGUGGCAACAACGUCAGCUACAUUCCAUGCCCUACUGUUCAGCAAGGUUUGCUCAAAGUGAUUAGGAUGUCAGAUCCUAUGUUCGCUAAAUACGUCAAUGGGCCAUACAGAAAUGUGGUUCUGGAAUCCUUUGCCAACGGAAUGGUGUGUAUCGGCAUUGGGCGGCUCGACCGAAAGGUCGGACUGGAGAAAAGUGUCAGUAUGACGUAUCCGCUGACAAAUCCGAUGCCUGAUUUGAUAAUGCGUGAAUCGGAUGACUUGUACCUCUUCGCUUCAUAUUUAGCUUCGCCUAGUCGGCAUAACGAAUCGGCAUCCCCUCAGCUUCCACCAGGAUGUCGCCGUACUAUACUCGUUAGAAAAAGUGAACCCAAAGCGUUGACACUGAAAGCGUUUGCCACGAAAAAUAUGAUUAAGCGUGGCAAAAGAUGA
Messenger RNA from Paramacrobiotus metropolitanus, 3895 nucleotides. RefSeq names its product calcium-activated potassium channel slowpoke-like. Gene Ontology annotation, cellular component: membrane. Gene Ontology annotation, molecular function: large conductance calcium-activated potassium channel activity. Gene Ontology annotation, biological process: potassium ion transport. The transcript has 22 exons. NCBI's taxonomy places the organism in Eukaryota, Metazoa, Tardigrada, Eutardigrada, Parachela, Macrobiotidae. The record is from RefSeq and is a predicted model, not a curated record. Bases 311 to 3895 code for a protein of 1194 amino acids.